Messenger RNA from Rubroshorea leprosula, 796 nucleotides. The record is from the annotation of a GenBank genome assembly. Lineage: Eukaryota; Viridiplantae; Streptophyta; Magnoliopsida; Malvales; Dipterocarpaceae.
GGUGCCAUUUUUCCUAUUGAAUAAGUUCGGGUUUGGUUUGUUCACUUGUGAAUGAGGUCACCGAACUCACUCGUUGGAAAUUUGGCUUCUGCAUUUUUUAAGGUUUUGACAACCCAUUGUUGCGCUGUCAAAUUGGGCACCUUUGUUGACAUUUAUUCCGCAAACAAUAUAUUAAAUGGCUAUAGGAGAUGCAAAGAACUGGGCAUUGCUCACAAGCUGUUCGAUGAAAUUCCCCACAAAGACACUGUAUCUUGGAACACGUUGAUUGCUGGGUAUGUGAAUUCUGGUAACUUAGUUACUACAUGGAAGAUUUUAAAAGUUAUGAAAAGAUGUGAGUUUGAUGUUGAUGGGUAUACCUUUGAAAGCAUACUCAAGGGUGUGGCUUAUGCAUGUAGAGUUGAUCUUGGCAAACAGGUGCAUUCAAUUGUUGUUAAGACUAGUUAUGAGGAAAAUGUGUAUGCAGGGAGUGCUCUUUCAGAUAUGUACGCCAAGUGUCAAAGAGUUGAGGAUGCACAUAUGGUGUUUGAAUGCACAUCGGAACCUAACUCUGUCUCAUGAAAUGCAUUGAUUGUUGGAUUUUCACAAGCAGGGGAUCAUGGCAUUGUUUUUUGGCUUUUAGAUUGUAUGGAGAAAGAGGGGGUGAGGCUAGAUGAUGGGACGUUUGCUCCGCUUCUCGCACUACUUGAUGAUUUUGUCUUUCAUAUGUCAACAAUGCAAGCUCAUGGCAAAAUUCUCAAAUGCAGUCUGGAAUUUGAAAAUACUAUUUGCAAUGCAUUAAUAACUUUAUAUUCAGGGU